AUGUGUUUGGAAACCGGAAGUUCUCAACCGGAAAAACUAGCUUUUUCCAAAUUAACAGAUAAAAAUCAAAUUGUGGCUGAGCUUGAAGAAGAAUUCAAAUAUCGUUUCACAGAUGAAGAUGAAGAAUAUAAAGCCACAACAUCCCAAUCUACACCUCCACCUCCAGCCAUAAUACCAUGGGCUGUACGGCCAAAGAGGAAUUAUGAUUGGUCAAGUAAUAAUCGUGGAGAACACUGGAACAAACACAGACAAAGAAAUUAUCAUGAUGACUACCGCCACUCACGCCGGAGUGGUGGAGGUGGCGGUGGCUACCAGAAUCAAAGAGGUUACUACCAAGAUGAUCGUUAUGGUGGACACUCUGGACACAGCAGACAUUAUCGUGGUAGUCAUUCCUCGUCUUUCUACCCAGGUCAACGUGAAAGCUACAGACACCAUCAAUACAGGAAGAACUAA
Acanthosepion pharaonis is the source of this 453-nucleotide messenger RNA. The record is from the annotation of a GenBank genome assembly. Lineage: Eukaryota; Metazoa; Mollusca; Cephalopoda; Sepiida; Sepiidae.